Molecule: messenger RNA, 1221 nt
Organism: Prunus armeniaca (apricot)
Lineage: Eukaryota; Viridiplantae; Streptophyta; Magnoliopsida; Rosales; Rosaceae
Source: the annotation of a GenBank genome assembly
AUGGAUCGUGUAGUGCAUUUGAUAGAUCCUUGUAUCACCUCAGAUAUGUCAGAUCUAUUGUUACGACCUUUCACAAGAGCUGAUUUGGAAGUUGCCCUAUUUUAUAUGCCUCCCACCAAAGCUCCAGGAACCUUUUUUAUCAAUGUUAUUGGAGUAUUGUUGGUGACACUGUCAGUGCUGCUUGCUUGCGCAUAUUUAAUGCGUAUGAAGCAGGGCAAGAGAGUGGCCAUGGCGCUCAAGUUGGAUAUGGCCAAGGCAUAUGAUCAUGUUGAAUGUUCAUUUUUAGAAGCGAUGAUGCUUUGGCUUGUUCUUUGGCAUGGUACUCCUUUUGGUCUCAUUAUUCCCCAUCAAGGUUUGCGACAGGGAUGUCCUCUUUCCCCUUAUUUAUUUUUGACUUGUGCUGAAGGCUUCUCUGGUCUAUUGCGUCAUGCUGAGUUUGAGGGUCUUUUACGAGGGAUAUGUGUGGGCCAUUCUAGUCCAAGGAUCUCACAUCUUUUGUUUACAGAUGACAGUCUUCUCUUUCUUGAAAUGUCAGAAUAUGUGUGUCUUACUUUGAAGGAGAUUUUCUGCAUUUAUGAAGAGGCUUCAGCUGAUGCGCUUGGUAUUCCAGUCGUAGCAUGUAAUGAACGAUAUUUGGGUUUACCAACUAGGCGGGUCUUGGGAGCAGGGAGCAGUUUUUGUUAUGUUCGCGAUUACCAGCAGGCCCAAGCCAGUAUAUAUGCUGGGUUAAGCAGCAUUCCGAUGCUGAAGCAGUUUGCCUCAAAAGGGUGCUUGCCUAAAAUCAGGUUAUGUUGUUUAUCGUGUCCAUGUAAGGCGUGGUGGUCGCAAGAAGCCUGUUCCAAAGGAUAUCGUAUAUGGGAAGCCCACAAACCAAGGUGUGACAAACUAAAAUUUCAACGCAGCUUGAGGUCUGUUGCCGAGGAGCGCGCUGACAGGAAAUUGGAUGGCCUUAGGGUUCUGAAUUCAUACUGGAUCAAUGAGAAUCAACUGGCUCUGCAAUCCUGUUCACAAGCACAAGGAGCUUCAUCGGCUGACUUCGGCUGGGAAGAAGUGCAGGGGAUUGCGUGGAAAGGGUCACCUAUACCACAAGGCAAGACCAUCUCGCAGGUUAACUUGGAAGAGAAACACCACCCUCUCCCUUCGUCGCUAUCGUUUGUGGGAGCGGAUAUUUUCGUCUCUAAUCGCAGCGCGCCACGUGGAAAAGAAGAUUAUCUCUUUUAA